Molecule: messenger RNA, 1188 nt
Organism: Ogataea polymorpha
Lineage: Eukaryota; Fungi; Ascomycota; Pichiomycetes; Pichiales; Pichiaceae
Exons: 1
Coding region: 428-775 (115 amino acids)
Source: RefSeq, a predicted model, not a curated record
ACAUCCAUUGGUACAGGCUACGACUUGUCGAAUUCGAUUUUCUCCCCAGAUGGGAGAAAUUUCCAGGUGGAAUAUGCUUCGAAAGCGGUGGAGAAUGCAGGAACUUCGAUUGGGAUCCGGUGCAAAGACGGGAUUGUGCUGGCCACCGAGAAGAUAAUUGCAUCAAAGCUGUUGGCUCCGGGCAAAAACAAGCGCAUUCAAACCAUAGACAGGCAUGUGGGUGUUGUGUAUUCCGGACUCAUACCAGAUGGAAGACAUUUUGUAAACCGUGGUCGUGAUGAGGCUCAGUCUUUCAAAUCGCUUUACAAAGAGCCAAUUGGCCUUCCAGGAUUAAUAGACCGGCUCGGAUACUAUGUGCAAGCAUACACGUGCUACAACUCUGUGAGACCAUUUGGCAUCAAUGCAAUUGUUGGUGGCUUAGACGACGAUGGUGCACACCUGUACAUGGUCGAGCCAAGCGGCACCUACUGGGGUUAUUACGGUGCUGCUACAGGGAAGGGCAGACAAACGGCCAAAAGCGAGCUGGAAAAAUUGGAUUUGCCCAACAUCACAGCUAGAGAGGCCGUUAAGGAGGCUGCAAGAAUCAUAUAUUUGGCCCACGAGGACAACAAGGACAAAGAUUUUGAAUUGGAAAUUACGUGGGCUAGUAAAAGUGAAACCAACGGCCUACACCAGCUUGUGCCGAAGGAGCUAUUCGACGAGGCUGUCAAAUAUGCCGAGGAAGAGGGCGAAGAAGGCGAGAGCAGCGACGAUGAAAUGCAAGAUUAAAUUCUAGAUUAGUUCUAUUGGCGUAAUUUUUUAUUUUCACGUUCCAGCUCUUGAAGCCGUUUUUCAGACUGCUUACGCUCAAACGCAAGAGUCUCUUCGGCAUGCUUCCAUCUUUUCGUCAAUUCUUCAAUCCGUAAUUUAAGCGACUCGUCUGCUACCGGAGCAUGAUCUGUAGACGCUUUUUUAUUUAAUUCAGCAUGGUCGGCCACAAUUGUUCGCACGGCAGCCAGGUCGUACUCAAAAAUCGUUUCGUAUAGCUUUUUCGUAUCUGUUUCGUUAAGCUGGAGUUCGUCUCUGUUGGCCAACUGUAAUAUCUUUGCGGCAGCUUCCCGGAUUGAUUGUUUAUCCAAUAUCUCGCUGAGAAUUUGUAUUAAAUGAGUCUGAAAAUUAACAUCACUGGUAAGGUAGUCCUGCCAUUUU